Molecule: messenger RNA, 2298 nt
Organism: Apis dorsata (giant honeybee)
Lineage: Eukaryota; Metazoa; Arthropoda; Insecta; Hymenoptera; Apidae
Product: E3 ubiquitin-protein ligase KCMF1-like
Exons: 8
Coding region: 240-1793 (517 amino acids)
Biological process (GO): synaptic signaling
Cellular component (GO): plasma membrane
Molecular function (GO): zinc ion binding
Source: RefSeq, a predicted model, not a curated record
CCGCAACGUUCUCCGGGAGCGUAGGUCUAGUGUGACGUCACGGUAGCCUAGUUGGGUUAGGUUUUACGCUGGAAAUUCUAACGAAAAAUUUUUUGUUUGACGAUUAAUGUUUUUCCCAUUGUAUCUGCUACAUCGAGCGACGUGAAGAGCUAACGCAGUGGCGAGCAGUAAUCAUAUUUCAUAAAUCGUUCGAUCGCGAGACUUCGCGCUAUCGGCGUAUAUGAGAUUUUAAACGGAAAAUGAAUCGACAUGACGGGGUAAGUUGUGACGCCUGCUUAAAGGGGAAUUUUCGGGGUCGCAGAUAUAAGUGCCUCGUAUGCUACGAUUAUGAUUUGUGUGCCAACUGUUACGAAGGAGGUGCCAGUACUACACGUCACCACAGUGAUCAUCCUAUGCAGUGUAUACUUACUAGAUCUGAGUUCGAAUUAUAUUAUGGUGGAGAAGCAGUAAGUGUAGAACAACCGCAAUCUUUAACUUGUCCUUAUUGUACAAGAAUGGGUUUCACUGAAGCUACACUACAAGAACAUGUUGCUGCAGAUCAUUCAGAUACUUCAUUUGAAGUUGUUUGCCCAGUAUGUGCAUCUAUUCCAGGAGGGGAUCCGAAUAACGUGACUGAUGAUUUUGCGGGUCAUUUAAGUUUGGAACAUCGUAGUGGACCAAGAGAUUUGAUCUCUUUUCUAGAUGAACCAGCUUCAAGUAGAUAUACUGGUAGACGGAUAACACAUUCAUCUAGAGUUGUUGGUGGGCCACGGCCUCGCAGGUCCAAUAUGCAUUUCAGUUCGUCUGGAGGAUUGAGUCCGAGUAGUCGAGAAGGUAUAGAUCCAAUUACAGAAUUACUUUCUCAAUUAUCCGGUGUUCGUAGAAGUGGUGGAGGAACUGGUCAGAGUUCGUCAGCACCAACGCAAUUACAUCAAUUGCAAAUGCAGCUACAGUUAGAACGACAACAAGUUAGAGCUGCUAGACAACAAUUGGAGCGGUUACCUAGGAGGCAGACUCAAGUUCUUGGUUCUGCAAGUUGUGGAGGAAUUAUUAGUGGAAGUGGUCAUUCUACUACUAUGACCAAUGUGGUAGCAAAUAGUACGACUAGUAACAAUAAUACAAAUAAUGUGGCGAACCCGUCCGGCGUAUCAUCUACCAGUUCACAGAACUAUAUGUUUCUAUUGCCAAAAUGUAUUACCAGUUCUCUCUCUGACUCACAGUUGCAAAAUAUUGAACGUGAAAGUGCAAAUAGAAGUCUUUUUACGUGCGAACUUAUUCUUGGAACACUUUGUCAAACAUUGCCGGAAUUAACACAGGAACAAUCUGUAGCACAAACACCAGUAUCAAGUGCAACUACUGCUACAAACAGUCCCGAAACACCAAAUGCUAAUUCUUCCACAAUUUCUACAAAGAAAUUAAAUGUAACUCAAGAAGCGAAAAGGGAUCAAACAAUGAAUAAACAUGUAACGCAGACAUCUACGCAACAAUCACAUACUGUUCAGACUACUACUGCUGGUAGUGUAGGGACAGGUCUUCAAAGUCAAGGAUUGCCUCCAAAUUCUAAUAACCUUGCGUUACAAAAUACACCUAUGGUUCAAACACUGAUGCAUAGUGUAUUACCUGAAUCAUUGGUAUUGCAGGAACCACUGUCACUACCAUAUAGUAGAACUAUCAGAGAACCGAUAGUAACUCCAGCGCCAGCGUACCUUAGAGGUGGAGUUGGUCCAGUUGGCGUAACAGGUCCUUCACGUAGGAAGCCGGUUAGAGCUGUAGAUGGCAGAAACCAAUCUACGGAACCUCCGCCCCCACACUAACCCUUCCUUAGCCCGUACCCAUCCACCCUGAUUCCUCACAGGACCCUCUAGCACUAGUCCUAGCACUGUUUAGAACACCUCAUCAUUAUUGUUAUUAUUAUAAUAUUAUAUAUUAAUAAUUAUUCAAUGCCCUCCUCCUCACCCUCCCUAUCUUAUCACUUCUCAAAACUCUAAUCUCGCCAUCUUUUGUCGUUACGUGACAUGGAACAAGGGCAAGGGCUGAUUCGCCGACAUAUGCAAAUAAUGUAAAUAACUCACUUCUUGCAGUCAUAUACACUCCUCGCUAGAGGUUGAAAACGGUUAUAAUAUGAGUUCGGAUUCUCGAAACAGUUGUAAGAACCGACAUAAUGUAACAGUUGUAGGUGAAGAAAGUUCUGAGGGUGCAGGACCUAUAUCGGUUAUGGAUACAUUUCUGGAAUUUGUUAUGUUUUAUAAAUCAGUUAUGUAUCAAUUCUGUACGUUUCUAAAAAUACAUUAAUUAUAUAUCAAUUUUGAAUUGAUUGAA